Molecule: messenger RNA, 996 nt
Organism: Lachancea nothofagi CBS 11611
Lineage: Eukaryota; Fungi; Ascomycota; Saccharomycetes; Saccharomycetales; Saccharomycetaceae
Source: the annotation of a GenBank genome assembly
AUGAACGCCGAGGAAAGCAAUUCCAAGGCCACCAUCUUGUUGAUGGGUUUGAGAAGGGGUGGUAAAUCGUCUAUUUGUAAAGUUGUUUUCCACAACAUGCAACCUUUGGAUACUUUGUACUUAGAAUCGACAUCAAAUCCAACGAUGGAGCAUUUUUCGACUCUUAUUGAUCUGGCAGUGAUGGAAUUGCCGGGUCAGCUGAACUACUUCGAACCUAACUACGACUCGGAACGUCUUUUCAAAAGCGUAGGUGCCCUUGUCUACGUUAUAGACUCGCAAGAUGAGUACAUGAAUGCCCUGACAAACUUCGCCAUUAUUGUGGAGUAUGCUUACAAAGUGAACCCGGACAUCAACAUCGAGGUGCUUAUACAUAAAGUUGAUGGCCUGAGUGAGGACUUUAAAGUAGAAACGCAGCGCGAUAUUAUGCAGCGUACGGGUGAAGAGCUCUUAGAGCUCGGUCUCGAUGGAGUCCAGGUUAGCUUUUAUCUGACAUCAAUCUUUGACCAUUCGAUAUACGAAGCCUUUUCACGCAUAGUACAAAAACUAAUACCUGAGUUGCCGUUUUUGGAAAACAUGCUGGACAACUUGGUUCAACAUUCGAAGAUCGAGAAAUGUUUUUUGUUUGACAUCAACUCCAAGAUAUAUGUGUCUACCGAUUCUUCUCCGGUAGAUAUUGUGACAUACGAGACGUGUGCGGAAUUCGUAGAUGUUACUAUCGAUUUGCACGAUUUGUACAAGAUCCAAAGUGACGCUGACGAGAUGGGGCCACAGCGGGAGGUAAAAAGUGUUUCUGCAUUGAACAAUGGGGUCGUAAUCUACCUACGUCAGAUGAUCAGGGGUUUGGCCCUAGUAGCGUUGAUCAGACCCGAUGACACCGACGUGGAAAGCUGUCUCACGGUUGUUGACUACAAUGUGGAUAUUUUCAAAAGGGGGCUGGAGCAAGUCUGGGCGCAUGCCCGAAUCAUGCCAGCAGAGGUUGAAGGUAACAAGACGUGA